Molecule: messenger RNA, 4308 nt
Organism: Hemiscyllium ocellatum (epaulette shark)
Lineage: Eukaryota; Metazoa; Chordata; Chondrichthyes; Orectolobiformes; Hemiscylliidae
Product: zinc finger FYVE domain-containing protein 1
Exons: 11
Coding region: 271-2202 (643 amino acids)
Molecular function (GO): metal ion binding
Source: RefSeq, a predicted model, not a curated record
GGUUCGACUGGAGGUUAAGCACUUGAGAGUUUCCCUGAUGGGGUUUAUUGAGGCGUUUGUUUCAGCUCAGAGGGGAAGCUACUGUGCAGCCUGUCAUAUGACCAACAGGAAUGGGCUGUUUUGUUUAUGUUCUGGUCUCGCUCCCUCUUUAGGAACCGUGAGUUUCAGGAAAUAAACUGCAGAACGUCGGGGAGGCGAGUGGGAGUCUGAAAAAUCGAGUUAUUUAUUGAGGAAAAAACACAAGAGAGAGAGAGAAACAGAAACAGAUAGAUGGGAGAACUGAAGGGUCACCCUCUCACUGGGGAGAGCAGCAAGAACUUCCUGCUGGUGGACGAGAAUGAAACGUUACAGGUGCCGGAUGAGGAGAGUUUUGUGAAGAAACUGGGAGUGCCGGGAGACCAAGCCAUCAAGGUCCUCUCCAUCUUCGGCAAUACGGGGGAUGGGAAGUCUCACACCUUGAACGCCGCCUUCUUCGGCGGCCGGGAGGUGUUCCGCACCUCGGACACCCAGGACUCGUGCACGGUGGGCGUGUGGGCGGCCUAUGAGCCAUCGCUGGGCCUGGUCCUGCUGGACACCGAGGGCCUGCUGGGAGCCACCAGUAAACAGGACCGCCGGAGGCGUCUGCUGCUGAAGGUGCUGGCCGUCUCCGACCUGGUAGUGUACAGGACGCGGGCUGAGCGGCUGCACAACGACCUCUUCUGUUUCCUGGGCAACGCCUCCCGGGCCUACCUCCGCCACUUCAGCCAGGAGCUGCAGGCCGCGAGCCAGCGCCUGGGGCUAGGAGUGCCGAUGUCCAGUCUCGGACCAGCCCUCAUCGUCUUCCAGGAGACCUCCAACACCAAGCUGCUGGGUGGUGACUCCCAGGCUCCAGGGAAUGCAGAGCAGCUGCUGCAGAAGAGGUUCCACCAGCUUGGUUUGAGCACGGAAACGUUCAACUCCGUCGAGUAUGUUGGCACACAGACCACGAGCCCCCCCACCGAUUUCUCUGGGUUCCUGGAGGUGGUGCGUCAGAGAGCAAACAGCACUUUGACCCGCUGUCGGAGAUCACCCGCCAUUGUCUACAAUGUGUUAAAGGCUCUGAGUAUCAGAUUCAACGGUGAGAUUAAAGACAGCAGGAUGGUGGCCGACUGUUUCUUCCCCGAUGAGUACUUCAGCUGCUCCAGAGUGUGCCUCUCCUGUGGGGCUCACUGUACCAACAGCAUGAACCACUUGAAGGACAAUGUCCCACACCAGGCAACGGGGAGAUGUCGCUACAUGCACCAGUACAAUAACAAGGUGUUAAUCUGCAGGGUGUGUUACGAACGAGGCUGGGAAGUAACUGUCAACCCCAAAACCUCCGCAUCGACGGACAGCAAGUGGUUCGGACUCGCGACCUAUGCCUGGUCAGGGUAUGUUCUGGAAUGUCCAAACUGUGGGGUUAUCUACCGGAGCAGACAGUACUGGGUUGGAAACCAAGAUCCCGAGGCCUCAGUUGUACGUCCUGAACUGAAACACGUCUGGCAAGGGGCGGACCCAUUCCUGAGACCGAACCACAACGGGGCGCAGCGAGUGCUGGACGGUGUCAGCUUUAUGAUCCAGUCGGUCUCCGAGUACAGCGCACGGCCAAGCAAAGCCAUCAGCUCCUGGCUGACCGAUCGAGUGGCCCCGGAUUACUGGAGGCCCAACACCCAGAUCACGGAGUGCCAUCAGUGCAAGAAACUUUUCGAGGAGGGGGACCGUAAACAUCACUGCCGUGCGUGCGGAGAGGGUUGCUGUGACGCCUGCUCCAGUAAAAGCAUGCCAGUCCCGGAGCGAGGCUGGGGGUCCGCUGCCGUGAGAGUGUGUGACAAUUGCUUCAGGACAGCGGGGGAAAGCACAGGAAAAGAGUUAGAGUCAGCGAGAGAAGGCAAAGGAUUAUUGGCUCGCAGAAUUACCGAGGUGGCACAGAGCACUCUAGAUACGAUGACUUCAGCAGUCGAAUAUCCGCUUGGGUUUGUUAAGGAAGUGGCAAGGCCUGAUUAUUGGGUGCCAGAUCACGAGCUGGUCAAGUGCCACCGCUGCGCGAAGCCCUUUUCAGGCACGACGGCCAAGCACCACUGCCGAGCCUGCGGCCUAGGCAUCUGUGGUCAGUGCUCCCCGGAGCUGAGGACUGUGCCAUCUCGGGGUUGGCACCACCCAGUCAGGGUCUGUCUGGACUGUAGCGAGCAGAAAGGGGAGCUCUGAGGCCCAGCCCCUUCACUCGAAGCCUUGGUCACCUGUGUGAGCGAGUCACUGAGGACCAUCUCCUCGAGGGGCAGGAUCAGAGUCUGAUUCCAGGGAAGGUUCACCAGGCGUUCUACACCCUCCCUCGGCUAAUCUACAUCCGGUUCCUGCUGGUUAAAACCACAAUAAGGACGACACGUUGUCUGGGCCACUCAUGUUGACAUUGGCCUGAGGGACAAAUAUGGCCGACAGGCCUGGACAUCGCCAACUCUGGACAUCGAUCCUGGAGAGUCUGUCAUGUGACUUAUUGUCCUUUCACACUCUCCCCUAGUAUCCUACUAUUGGCUGAUUUACACAUCAAUCAUCUUGACCUCUUCCUCCCACAGCCAAUCAGAGAGUGAGCACACCCUUUCUCUGCACUGAUUGGCCAACACUCCAUUUCAGUCAAGCUGCCUUCCACUUAAUUCAUCUCAAAAUAUUAAAUGAAAGUCAUUAGUGAAUGUUGAAGAUUAAUUUGUGUGAAUGGUUGCCCCAGAAGUUAAACUUCAACCUUCAGGAGCCUUAGUGAUGUGUAGAUGAAAGGAGUUUGUGCAGAUAAUUAUUCGUUUUUCUUAAAAAUUGACUAAUCAGAAUCUACUUACCUGGUCUGUGACUGACGAUUGACAGUUAACUGCCCACAGCAACCCUCUGACCAACCAGAAUCCACUUUGCCUGUUCAGUGAAUGAAGAUUGACAAUUAACUGCUCUUGCCAACUCUCCAGGUUAGUGACUGACCAACCAAUCAGCACCCUCUGCUCAUGAUGUAUAAAAGGGUUUCACAAACAAAAACAGGAAUUGCUGGAAGCGCUCAGCAGAUCUGGCCGAGUCUGAGGAGAGAGAAAUUGGGGUUAAAGUUUCAGGAGAACGGUCAAGUCUGUCUGUUAUUUCCUCGUCCUGACCGCUGCAAGGCAACUUGUUUGGCCGUCUUCUCUGAUUUCAGCAACGUUUAAACAUAUAGAUGACCUUAUCCAGGCUGGAACCAUUCAUCUGUCGGUGUGCUACACCUUCUCUCUGGUUUCCAUAUUCUUCCUAAAGCCUGACCCCAGUUUUUAUUUAGCAUUGGCUGAGCAGCUGAAGCUGAGCUCCGUAUUGCAGGAUGUAAUAAUUAAGACGAGGAGGAUACGACAGAAGAUACAUGGAAAUACAUUGCCGUCUCUUCAGUAUCCCUGGAAUUCCCUCCCUAACAGCCACCUUCCUGAGGGGCAAUUAGGGACGGGCAAUAAAUACUGGCCCAGCCAGUGACACUCUUGUCCCAUGAACUAAUUUUAAAGUUUGUAAGCACUUUUGUUUCAAAAUGUUUGACAAUGCGCUUUCCUUUUGAGGAGGUUUGCACAGUCUUUGACACUUUGCAAGGGGAUUUUCCAAGUCUGUACCUCUCUGUCCUUUUACUGACCACCCACCAGGGUCUGUGACCAACAGCGGUCGUGAGAGCAUUUCGAGAUGGGCGUGGGGUUAAGCCCCAACAGUGGGUCAGGCCAGACUAGUUGACUUGUUCUCUCGGCAUCCUGUUUAAAGUUAAUUCCCUCAAACAGAGGUAAUCCAGACCAAUCAUCACAGCAGAACAACAGUACAGAAAUCGUGAAGCACUCCAUGGUUGAAUAGCCUUGUGAUUCUCAAUGGCCAGCUCUGGAGCCUGGGUAUCCUGAGGUUUGUCAUGGAAGAGGGUUAUGUCUUCAGAGGGAACAGGAGACCAUGUUACUGAACACAAGCUGGACAUCAGUUUGAAAAUUGAUGCUGUUUAGUGUCAGUUAAUGAGUGGAAGGUUAGAGCGGUUUUAAUUCAUUCCUAAACAGCAUCAGCAGACCUGCCCAAUAAAAUGCAGUUAGUGAGGAUAAUUCCAAACAAAUUGUGUUCUGAAAAUGAACCACAGCCAAUGACAGCAGCAUGUGGGCUCCAAACAUCAUUGACAUUAAAGAUGAUCCAGUCUCUCCCUUUCUGUAUUGAUUUAAAAGCAUCCGACUGUGUGAUGGUGCAGUCUGUGUCGGAUUCUGUGACAUGUCAGAGAUUAGUUGUCAAUCUUUGAUGCCCAAAGUCUGAAUCAAUCUGGAAAAAAAAUGCACCCCCUUCAUUAAAAAGGUGAGACUUUGA